CCUCGCUGUAGCGCUUAUCUCUCCCAGACUUUCCCCCAUUCCCCUCGAACCCUAGCGGCUGCCGGCGACGACGCCGUCGCCUGGCCGCCCCGUGACCGACCACGACCUGCCGAGCUCCUCCGCGACACCCUCGACCCCGGUCUCCCGACGCCUGCUCCCUCUCUUCCUCAAGGACACAAACUCAAAGAUGGGAAAGGGUGACAGGGAGAAGGAAGCGAAGCGCCGACGACGCGGCCGCAGCAGCAAGAGAUCGCGCAAUGCCACACCCUCUUCGGACUCUGAUUCUUCCCCUUCGCCGGACUCCUCUCCUAGCCGCAGCCCCGGACCCCGGAGUCGCAGUAGCAGCAAACCUGAAAAGUCGUCCUCAUCUCGUCGCCGCCGCCAUCACCACAAGAGCAGUGGCCGCUCACGCAGUUCCCGUGACGAUGAUAGACAUCGUCACAGGCGGAGGCGCCGGGAUGAGCGUGCCCGUCACAGCAGCGAUGGCAGCGACAUGUCGGGAUCAGGCUCAGAUGAUUCAGGAUGGAUCGAGGAGGCGCAGGAAAUCGUCCGUGGCAUUCUCAGUGAAUUCCCUGCCAUCACCAGCGAGCUUCGUCAGCUUCUCCAAAUGAUAGAUAGUGGUGAAGGCAUUGAUAUUUCUGGAAUUUCUGACAAGCCAUUGGUGAAGCGUUUGAAGAAACUUUUCAGAUCCCUCAAAUUGAAAGAAAGUGCAAAUGGAGCUUACUUGCUUGCAGCAAAAGGUGUUCCUACCCUUGAUGUUGUUGGACCAGUAUUAGCAGCAAGUGCCAAACAUGGAAAUGAUCCAAAUGAAACUGUGGCACGAAAUAGACAACAAGUACCGUUGCCUAACUUUGACGUACAAAAUAAAGAUGACAUCCCUCCUGAAGAUGGAGGAAAAGUUGACCGGGAAGAGGACACCCCUAUAAAGAGGGUAAUUGGUCCUGCAAUGCCAUCACGUGAAUUACUAGCUGCAGCAGCCGAAAUGACAGAGGCUCUUAGGUGCCGGGAUGCUGAAUUGGAAGCUGAUGAUGGAUUUCUUAUAGGUCCUCCACCACCAGCCAUGGUCGCUGAAGCUGCAUCUGCAAAUGAAGCCGAGCGAUUUGAAGAGGUUACUCGAAUAUUGGGUGCUGAUGCAGACGCCCUCUAUGAUGUUCUGGGCAUAAAUUGGAAGAUGUCGUCUGAUAACAUCAAGAAAAGGUAUUGGAAGCUAUCUCUUUUAGUGCAUCCGGACAAGUGCCCUCAUCCUUCAGCACAGGAGGCUUUUGUGAAAUUGAACAAUGCUUUUAAAGACUUGCAAGACCCUCAAAAGAGAGGCGCAAUAGAUGAGAAGAUACAAAAGAAAGAAGAGAUGGAACAAUUCGAGGUUGAGCUUAAAGCAAUGCGCGAGGCUGCAGAAUGGAGACGAUUACAAGGUAUAUCUCUUGAAGGCGAUGAAGAACUUUUGGCAGUUCCGAAACAGCCAGAGGCACCGCCUACACGAGACGAAUGGAUGACUACAUUGCCACCUGAAAGAAAAGCUGGAGUACCAAUGCAUUCAACUACGGCAUUUAGCAUGAAUGGCAAAGAAGGACGUGGUGACACAAGUGCAUGGACAGAUAGUCCACUUGAUAGAGCCCAGAAAGCACAGCAAAACUACUUAGAAGCCUACAACAAAGCGAAGGCAAUUGCAGAUGGACAUGAAGAGCAGGGCAAAAGCGCAAAUGCUUCUCUUGUGGAUAAAUACAACUCCUCCAAGCGGUCGGUAUCUCUUGUGCAGAAGCACCGAGAGAACAAAAAGGAGAAAAAAAAGCAGAAGCAACAACGAGGGAAGGAAGAAUGGGAGGAGAACCACCCAUGGAAGCCGUGGGACCGUGAGAAAGACUUGACCGCUGGGCGGCAAAAUGUGGCUUUGGAUCCAGAGAACACGGCACAAGGAUUGUCGUCCCGUUUCUCAUCUGGAGCUGUGCAGAGGAACUUCCUGUGAGCAAUUGCAGUCAGGCUGCUCGAGGCAAUUGCAGUCAGACUGCUUGAGCAUGCCUUGAUUGGUGGCCAGUACGAUGGUACGUAUUUGUUUUCGGAUCCCGGAGUUGAUAGGGGCACAGAAACCAUAGAGAAUGUAAGGUUUGUGGCAUCUGCUAUAUGAACUAGGUUCGCAUGUUGUUUCCUGGAGAGAGAGCUGAAGUUAUUGCUUGUGAGUUGUUUCGAACUGUAUAACAAUACCAGGCAGGUCUUCGUUCAUGGCUCAUUACUCCCGAGUCCGAAGAACUAUGUUUUUAGAGUCAAAAGGAUGGAAUAAUGUUGUAUACUAUCCUGCUAUGCUACCAGUCAUUGGCUGAUGAUGCUAACCUACUGAUACUUAUUGCAAGUACAAUGAGCUUUUGCAAGUGAAA
Molecule: messenger RNA, 2369 nt
Organism: Triticum dicoccoides
Lineage: Eukaryota; Viridiplantae; Streptophyta; Magnoliopsida; Poales; Poaceae
Exons: 12
Coding region: 188-1963 (591 amino acids)
Source: RefSeq, a predicted model, not a curated record